Nycticebus coucang (slow loris) is the source of this 1853-nucleotide messenger RNA. RefSeq names its product purinergic receptor P2X 4 (gene P2RX4). Gene Ontology annotation, molecular function: extracellularly ATP-gated monoatomic cation channel activity; purinergic nucleotide receptor activity; ATP binding. Gene Ontology annotation, cellular component: plasma membrane; nuclear inner membrane. The record is from RefSeq and is a predicted model, not a curated record. The transcript is spliced from 12 exons. NCBI's taxonomy places the organism in Eukaryota, Metazoa, Chordata, Mammalia, Primates, Lorisidae. Gene Ontology annotation, biological process: response to ATP; monoatomic cation transmembrane transport. Bases 77 to 1243 code for a protein of 388 amino acids.
GCCUGGGCGGAGCUCCGCGCGGGGACAAGGCGGCGGCUCCGAUAGCGGGGCCGAACGCGCUGAGGCAGGGAGCGUCAUGGCGGGGUGCUGCGCGGUGCUGCGGGCUUUCCUAUUCGAGUACGACACGCCGCGCAUCGUGCUCAUUCGCAGCCGUAAAGUGGGGCUCAUGAACCGCGCCGUGCAGCUGCUCAUCCUGGCCUACGUCAUCGGGUGGGUAUUUCUGUGGGAGAAGGGCUACCAGGAAAUGGACUCUGUGGUCAGCUCAGUUACUACCAAGGUCAAGGGUGUGGCUGUGACCAAUACUUCUCAACUUGGAUUCCGGAUCUGGGAUGUAGCUGAUUAUGUGAUACCAGCUCAGGAGGAAAACUCCCUCUUCAUUAUGACCAACAUGAUCAUUACCAUGAACCAGACCCAAGGCAUCUGUCCCGAGAUUCCAGAUAAGACCACUGUUUGCGAAGCAGAUGCCAACUGCACUGCUGGCUCCACAAGCAGCCACAGCAAUGGAGUCUCAACUGGCAGAUGUGUGCCUUUCAAUGGGUCACUGAAGACAUGCGAGGUGGCAGCCUGGUGCCCAGUGGAGGAUGACACACAUGUGCCACAACCUGCUUUUUUAAAGGCUGCAGAAAACUUCACUCUUUUGGUUAAGAACAACAUCUGGUAUCCCAAAUUUAAUUUUAGCAAGAGGAAUAUCCUUCCCAACAUCACCACUGCUUACCUCAAGUCAUGCAUUUAUGAUGCCAAAACAGAUCCCUUCUGCCCCAUAUUCCGUCUUGGCAACAUAGUGGAAAAGGCAGGACACAGCUUCCGGGACAUGGCUGUCGAGGGGGGCAUCAUGGGCAUCCAGGUCAAAUGGGACUGCAACCUGGACAGAGCCGCCGCCCUCUGCCUGCCCAGGUACUCCUUCCGCCGCCUGGAUACCCGGGACAUCGACCACAAUGUGUCUCCUGGCUACAACUUCAGGUUUGCCAAGUAUUACAAUGACUUCACUGGCAAGGAGCAGCGCACGCUCAUCAAGGCAUAUGGCAUCCGCUUCGACAUCAUUGUGUUUGGAAAGGCUGGGAAAUUUGAUAUCAUCCCUACUAUGAUCAACAUUGGCUCUGGCUUGGCACUCCUGGGGGUGGCAACAGUGCUGUGUGAUGUCAUAGUCCUCUAUUGCAUGAAGAAAAGAUACUACUAUCGGGAGAAGAAAUAUAAAUAUGUGGAAGAUUACGAGCAGGGUUUAGGUAGUGAGGUGGACCAGUGAUGCCAACCCCACACCUGGGCUCCCCAGGCCCCACUGAUGCACAAUAAGGAAGGAGAAGUGGCUGUUCUAUCAUCCCAGAGAAGAUUCUGGACUCUAACUCAUUCUCUACAAGUCCUCAGGGUUGCCCAGCAGUUCCUGUGGUUCGUGUUUAGGGUUUGUUUUUGCCCACUUGAUGCAGUAGGUUACCAGGCUGUUCUUGGCUGAGUCACAGGGUGAGUGCUGGCCCAGGGGCAGUGACAUUUCUGUAGCUUCCAGGGCUGGGGCCUUCUCCAGGGCCCCUAGGGCUGGCUCUCCUCAGAAGCUCCUGGCUGCAGCUCCCUUGAGGACAGGCCCAGUCCUCCAAGCCAUGGCAACUCUGCUCAAGCACUUUAUAAGGAAGGGAAGGCCAUGUGUUAUGAUCACAAGGCUUUUAGCACACCUGGGCUGCCAUCCCUCUUGCCCCCAACCAGGGGCUUUGUCCUUGAGGUCAUAAGGCAGAGUUAGGUGAUUGAGGACCAAGCUUUAAAACAUGACUUUCUUCAUCCCUGCCUGUGUCAUCUCACAACAUGUGCUAGAACUUUCCUUCCUAUCCUUUUACUGUGACCAGUAAAUCCAUUUCUUGUCCAGCUCA